Messenger RNA from Cajanus cajan (pigeon pea), 2472 nucleotides. RefSeq names its product Sodium/calcium exchanger family protein. Lineage: Eukaryota; Viridiplantae; Streptophyta; Magnoliopsida; Fabales; Fabaceae. Gene Ontology annotation, cellular component: membrane. The record is from RefSeq and is a predicted model, not a curated record. Gene Ontology annotation, biological process: transmembrane transport; monoatomic cation transport. Gene Ontology annotation, molecular function: monoatomic cation transmembrane transporter activity.
CACACCGUUUACGUUGUUGCAUCUCUUUCUCUGUGCUCCGCUACUUCAUCACCAUGAAUGGAACUACUUUUCUCGCGACACGUGUGUAUUCCUUAAUUUGCUUUUCUGUUUCACCAUUCUCAAACUGAACUUUCCUAUCCCAAAAACCAGAACGCAACACACAAGACGUGUGUGGUAGCGACUCAUCAUAUUCGCUCCCUGUCUCUUUCAUCUCAUUGCUAUUUCUUUUCCAAUCUUUUCUACAAAAUCAUUUCUUCAUGUUUUGCUAAAUUCUCUUUUUUCUCUUUCAUGAUCUCUUCCGCAAACCAUAUACCAAUUUCACAAAAAGAAAGUAUAUUUAAGCAGCAAAACACUGAAUUUGAGGUCAGUUCCCCAUUCUUGGUUAGUUCUUUUCUAAUAAUAUCAAAAGUUUGAUUUUUACCCCAACUGAGUUGGUUUUCUACUUUUCUUAACCAUAAAGUUUCCAUCUUUCCAUGAUCAUGAAAGUGGGUUUUGUUUUAUAAUCUCUCAACAUGUCCCCUACCAUGGUUUCUCUCUCCAAACGCAUGGGUUUCACUUUGUUCUUGAACGCCUCUUUCGUCAUGAUUGUGUUUUGUGUUUCUCUUGUUGUUAAUUUCCACUCUUCAGAACAUGUUGUUCUGAGGAGCAUCAACAGUGGUGAACAAGAUUGCAAGAGUUUCCACAGUUUGGAGGACUCCAAAGCCAAGUGCUUGUACUUGAAAUCCAAUGAUCCAUGUGUCUCUCAGGGCUAUGUUGACUACCUUCACCUUUUCUAUUGCAAAUUUGGGGGCUUCCCUCUAUUGGGUCACACGCUUUUGUUUCUUUGGCUUUUGGUUCUGUUCUAUCUCUUGGCCAAUACUGCUUCUGAGUACUUUUGUCCUUCUCUUGAGAACUUGUCCAAAUUGCUGAGGCUCUCUCCAACAAUUGCUGGGGUGACUCUUCUCUCUCUUGGCAAUGGUGCUAGUGAUGUUUUUGCCACGCUUGUCUCAUUCAGUGGUAGUGGGACCCGGGGCAUUGGUUUCAACACUGUGCUUGGGGGUGCUUCUUUUGUUUCAUGUGUUGUGAUUGGAAUAGUGAGCAUUUCAUUGAGGCAAAGGGGGAUUCGGGUUAAGAAGUGGGCCUUGGUGAGAGAUGUUUGUUUCCUUCUCUUGGUGAUUCUGUGUUUGUUUACUAUUUUGAUCACUGGUGAGAUCAAUGUUCCUGGGGCAAUUGGGUUCUGCCUGAUGUAUGUGGUGUAUGUGGUUGUUGUGUAUAUCUCAUCUACACGGGGGAAUAAGGGUGUGUGUGGAGAUGGUGAUUCAUGUCAUCAUGGUGGUGGCAGUGAUUUAGGUGUCCCUAUGCUAUGUGAGAUGGAGAAAGGACUUGAAGAUGGUGCUCAGGAUCAGGAAUGUGGCAUGAUAACCGAGAGGAAGUGCUUCUAUUUACAGUCUCCAAUGUGUAGAAUGAUGCUUUUCGUGUUGGAGAUGCCCCUUUACUUGCCAAGGCGGCUUACGAUUCCUGUUGUUUGUGAAGAGAGAUGGUCCAAAUUGUAUGCAGUUUGUUCAGCUAUGCUGGCACCACUUCUCUUGUCUUCCUUGUGUGUACCAUAUAUUGAUAACAGCUUCAACUCAAGCCUUAUUGUGUAUGCAAUUGGAUUGUUGGUUGGGAUCAUAUUAGGGGCAAUUGCACUUCUCACAACCAAUGUGUCAACCCCACCAAGGAAGUGUUUGUUUCCUUGGCUUGCAGGAGGGUUUGUGAUGAGUGUGACAUGGAGCUACAUUUCAGCUCAGGAAUUGGUGGGGUUGUUGGUGUCCCUUGGUUACAUAUGUGGAGUUAGUCCUUCAAUUCUAGGACUAACAGUCCUUGCCUGGGGAAAUUCACUAGGUGAUUUGGUGACAAAUUUGACCAUGGCUUUGAAUGGUGGAUCAGAAGGUGCUCAAAUAGCAAUAUCAGGUUGUUAUGCUGGCCCUAUCUUCAACAUAGUGGUUGGAUUAGGCCUAUCUCUUGUGAGCUCUUCUUGGUCUGAAUACCCUUUAUCUGUUGUGAUCCCUAGAGAUCCAUAUCUGUGGGAGACAUUGGCACUUUUAGCAAUUGGAUUGGUUUGGGCACUUGUUGUUCUGAUUAGAAGAGAUAUGAAGCUUGAUGCACUAUUGGGAGGAGGGCUUUUGGUUAUCUACUUCUUUUCUCUGUUUCUGAGGCUCAUUCAAACACUUGGCUCUCUUCAAUUUCAGGAUAUGAUGGUCACAUUCUUCAAAAGAUGAUAAGAAUUGUGAAUUUUUCAUUAGAUUCUUACAGCUAUUAGCCAUGACAUCACUUUCUGUAUAGGAACUAUAUUGUGCAAUUAUGAAUGGUAGGUAGGUCUAAAUUAGAUAGCGAUAGAAUUUCCACAGCUGUUUGUAUUUAGCUUUCCUUGGCUGAUGCCAUUUCCAAUACAUUAAGAUCACAAAAUUACAUCAUAUAUGCAGAGGAGGGUUGAAGUUACUUUCAGAUUAA